GAUAAAUUAGCAACACUGAAAUUUGACAGGCACAGCGACACGUACAUUUUGACCAUCUCUAAUUCCGUCUUUUUGGGUAUUCUUUCCUAUUCAAGAUGGUGAAUGUACCUAAACAACGUCGCACCCUGUGCAAAAAGUGCAAGUGCCACAAGCUGCACAAGGUAACGCAGUACAAGAAGUCCAAGGAGCGCAAGGGCGCUCAGGGCAGAAGACGUUACGACAGGAAACAGCAGGGUUUUGGUGGUCAAACUAAGCCCAUCUUCAGGAAGAAGGCUAAGACCACCAAAAAAAUUGUGCUGCGUAUGGAAUGCACCGAAUGCAAGUACCGCAAGCAGACACCCCUGAAGCGUUGCAAGCACUUCGAGUUGGGAGGCGACAAGAAGCGCAAGGGACAGAUGAUUCAGUUCUAAGCUGCCGAUCACCGAUGGUCAAUCCGCAUCUAACCCGCUCUUUUCUCUAAUGAAGUGUUUUUAAGUUGUUUUCAUCGACUGCUUUUCAUGCCGUUCCCAAAAGGUGUGCAACAAGUGGAAAAUAAAACAAAUUAGACGUAAAUUUAA
Messenger RNA from Drosophila innubila, 557 nucleotides. It is a transcript of the gene RpL36A, whose product is annotated as 60S ribosomal protein L44. NCBI's taxonomy places the organism in Eukaryota, Metazoa, Arthropoda, Insecta, Diptera, Drosophilidae. The record is from RefSeq and is a predicted model, not a curated record. Gene Ontology annotation, biological process: translation. Gene Ontology annotation, cellular component: cytosolic large ribosomal subunit; ribosome. The transcript has 3 exons. The coding region runs from base 96 to 410 and encodes 104 amino acids. Gene Ontology annotation, molecular function: structural constituent of ribosome.